AUGACCGACGCAACCCGUAAGCGCCCGCAAUGCGACACGCAGCGCCAAUCACCCACCACGACCUCGCUUGCCCACCGGACUCGCGCGCCCUCGAGUGCUCAGCACGCCCGGCGCGAAAUCUCGCCCUCUAUUGAGCCCCGCGACGGCUCCGCUCCCGCCGUCAGCGUCAGCGCCAAAGCCGCUAUGAAUCACGGCGCUAACCAUGCCGCCAACACCGACGAUGAUGACGACGACGACGACUACACCUCCUCCUCGGGGAGUGAUAGUGACAGCGACGAGGAUGAGGAGGAGGCGAGUGACAACGACGAGCACGAAAAUGCCGGGCGGCUAGAUCGUGACAGGGACGGUGACGUCAAAAGCCACGACGGCAUGCCGCAUAUCUCGGGGCGCGCGAAGCCGCGGAUUCAUCGCGUCGAGAGGGACUCCGGGCUCGCGGCGCGCUUGUCGGCGUUUCUGCCGCAGAUGAAGACGGCGAAUGAGGAUUUGCAGCGCGAGAUUGACGCCGGUCGGGGGAUGGAUUUGAGGCUGGAUGAGGUGGACGAGCAGAGUGAGGGGCAGUAUAUUGAGAUGAAUCUCGGGCUGGGUGUCCUGGAAGAGCAACACUCCGACGACGAGGACAUGGGCGAAAAGUCUGAAAAGCCUCAGAAAGACCCAGAAUCGCGCUCGAAAUCGGAAACGGACUCGAACGUCAUGGAUACAUUAAUGGGCAACGACGAGUCGCCCUCGUCGAAGAAGCCGACAAUUCAAGAAUUAUAA
Molecule: messenger RNA, 756 nt
Organism: Aspergillus melleus
Lineage: Eukaryota; Fungi; Ascomycota; Eurotiomycetes; Eurotiales; Aspergillaceae
Product: NOPCHAP1/New4 family protein
Exons: 2
Coding region: 1-756 (251 amino acids)
Biological process (GO): box C/D snoRNP assembly
Source: RefSeq, a predicted model, not a curated record